CUGAGUAGAAUCACCUCUCUUCUACCACUACUUCUCCUCACUGUACCACCGUAGGGUUAGGAGGAGAAAAAAAUCCCCAUCGAUCCAUCCAUGGCUGCAGCGGCAGCGACCAAGGGGCUGCUCCACCUUGCAGAUCCGGUGGCCGUCUGCUUCCUCCACUAAAAUCUGGUGCCAUCAGUUGGAGCUCAGCUCUAUACGUGAGAGCUACUAGAAAAAAAGAGAGCACUUUUUCAGAUCUGAAAGAGAAGGGAAUCAACUUUUCAACUCUCUCCUUUCCUGUGCAUGUGAGGUUUCAAGUCUCCACUAGUUUUUCCACGAUCUUCUGCAGCAAGGUGAGAAAACACUCUCAAGUUCUCUUCUUCUUUUUCUUUCUUCUUCUUCUUUUUUUUUUUUGCUUUUCCCUUCUAUUGUUGCUUUGUUAUUCCAGGAUCUGUCAAGAGCAUGUCUGUUAGAAGAAAAAUCUAUGUGAACCAUUGCAAUAUUUGUGUUUUUCUCCACCUAUUAUUAUUAUUUGUCAUGUGAUGCUCAGAUGGAUUUAGAUCGUACUCAUGAAUACAUUAUCCAACAACGAGCUAGAACUUUGGCCAUUUUAGCUGCCGUGUUGGCUAUUAUUCAUUGGUGAAUCUUUAUGUAUGAACAAGUUGAGAAUAUGUAGAGGGUAAUCUCACCACCUCUGUACGAUGUGGUGAGGGUAUGCUCAGGCAAAAUAUGAGCCAAACACUGCCUGGCACUCGAGUUCACUUAGGCAUGUUCUCAGGGUUUUAACCAAACACUACCUUAAAUUUAAGCCAUGCCUGGUCAAGUAACUCUUGUAAGCAAGCUCAGGCUAUCCUCAGACAUGAAAAAUACGCAGACAUGUUGCUCAGGGUAGCAACCAAACAGGCUCUCAAUUCCGGAUAGACAUGUUCCACUGCAAAGAAAGCUAAGGAGUUAUACUGUCAGUGUUCACUUAAUUCAUGCUUUAUUUCUUAAGAGUAUUAUUAAAUUUGGAGUUACAUUUAUUAUUUUGUUUCUUCGUGCGUAUGAAACUUGACAGUUCAUCAUGGCUGUGGUGACUUAAAAUCCACGUGUAACCACACCUGCUGGGGGGACCCAAAUUAAAGUCCAAUCUCUCCCUGGUGCAGACAAUUGCCUUCCCAAACCUUGAGAAUAUCUGGACCCCACAUAAAAGAAAAAAAAAUCUCUGACCCAAACAAAGCUUAUACAGCUUAUGCUCACCCAAUCCCCUAGUAUCAGUAUGUAUUGGAACAGGUGACACACUCCAACUCCAACCACUCCCCAUACAACCUAGCAAGCUUCAUCCAUGUCUCACCUUUUCUAAAACCCUAAUUUAUCACCCCAUUUUGCUCCUAAUCCAUCAUCACCACCCCAAGCUACACAACUAUAUAUAAACACCCAACCAUGUACCAUUCCAUGCACAACCACAACCAAUCAAAGCAUCCAAGAAGAAGCUUAGCUACUCACCUAGCAAAGCUUGCCAUCCAUCCAUGGCGCUCCUCCCUUGCAUUGCCAUUGCCGUGCUGCUCUCCUCCUCGCUGGCGGCGGCGGUGACCGGACCGCCGGGAACGAUCGAGCGCGUCGUCAAGCAGCAGAUCCUCGCCAGCAUCCCGCCGGGUGGCCACGGCGCCGGCGACGUCCACCCGCCCGUGCUGUUCCUCACCUCGCCGUCCGGCAAGUACGCGGCGUACUUCGUGCGCUCGCACACCGUCCCCGGCGCCGGCGGGCUCGGCGCCGACUUCUGCUACGUCGAGGUGGUCGUGAACAAGGGCGGCGAGGGCGACGCGGCGGUGGCGGCGGGCGGGGGGAUGAGCGUGUGGGAGUCGGAGUGCCGGCCGGUGAGCACGGUGAACACGUGCACUCUGCUCUUCUCGUGGCACGGGCUGGAGGUGUUCGACGGCAGCCAGGAGGUGUGGCACGGCGAGACCAACACCGACGGCACCAACUUCCUGCAGAGGCUCGAGCUCGUCGACGACGGCGACAUGCGCAUCCGCGACAAGGACGGCGAGCUCGCCUGGCGGGCCAGCGACGAGCCCCGCCACGCGCAGCACUGCGGCGCGCCGGGAUCCCCUGGCCUCGCCACCGCGUUCCCGCCCUUCGCCGAGCCCAUCGGCGCCCACAGCAGCGACCUCCCCUUCGGAAUGUUCCCCGGCGGAAACGGCCGCGCCGCCGAGCUGCCGCAGGCCGCGGAUGCCGCCGCGGGAGCACUGGGCGGCGUCGGAGCUGUCGCGCCGCUGCCGGGAGCCGUCGGCGGCGCCGGAGCUGUCGCGCCAUUGCCGGGAGCCGCGGGCGGCGACGCGGCAGCCGCGCCAUUGCCAGGUGACAUGGGUGGCGACGCGGCUCUUGCGCCACUCCCAGGGGCCCUUGGCGGCGUCGACCCGGCGUUCUCGCCAUUGCCAGGGGACCUGCCUGACCCUGCUGCUGCUGCUGCUGCCGGCGGCGCCGCCGCAGGGGUUGGUGGUGUCGGUGCCGGCGCUCUCGGCGCCGGCGCUGUCGGGGCGUUCGGAAGCCAGCCGCUGGUGGACAACAGCCCGUACGACAGCGGGGCGUGGAAGGUCGACGGCCACCUCGUCGCCAUUGUCGUCGCUCUCGGCGUCGUGCUCGGCGCCAUCUGAGGAUUGGGAAGCAAGCUUGGGAAUUGGUUUGAGAUUUGAGGAGGAAAAGCAUAAUGGCAGCUUAUUUGGGUAAUUAAUUGGUGUGGGUUUAAUUUUCCUUUUUCCGUAUGGAUUGUAAAUUAGUCGUCGGAGGCCAUGGCCACCGAACGAUCGAAUUUAGUGUUUUCAUCGGGGUUUAAUCAAUCGCGAACAAUUGUAAUCAAAUACACUUGUUUAAAUCUCAUCAAUGUUUUCAUGAAAA
Molecule: messenger RNA, 2853 nt
Organism: Oryza sativa Japonica Group (Japanese rice)
Lineage: Eukaryota; Viridiplantae; Streptophyta; Magnoliopsida; Poales; Poaceae
Source: RefSeq, a predicted model, not a curated record